Messenger RNA from Leptosia nina, 1251 nucleotides. The record is from the annotation of a GenBank genome assembly. Lineage: Eukaryota; Metazoa; Arthropoda; Insecta; Lepidoptera; Pieridae.
AUGGCGUUCAAAGCGAACCUCACGCUCAACGUCCUUUUUAUAUCCUUCGCGCUCAUUCUCACCAACGUCAUCCGGCUGAGGCUCCUGCCCUUCAAUGAUGACGCGAAACGGUCCCUCGGGUAUCCGUCGGACAGCCUCCUGAACUUCACAGAAUUGGCGACCGAGUACGGCUACCGCUCGGAAGAACACACGGUCGUCACGGAAGACGGUUACAUGCUGACGAUAUUCAGAAUCGUGAAGCAGAAUUGUCAGGGGGUCAUGAAUGGACCGCCGGUCGUUCUGAUGCACGGUUUACUGCAGAGCUCCGAUGCGUGGCUGGACGCCGGACCCGACGCCGGAUUGGCGUAUCUCCUAGCCGACGCAUGUUUCGACCUCUGGGUCGGGAAUCAGAGAGGUAACUACUACGCGAGGAGACACGUGCGCUACGACCCAGACGCAGACGCCGAUUUCUGGAACUUCUCGGUCGAUGAAAUUGGGCUUUACGACGUUCCGGCUACGAUCGAUUACGUCCUCAAUCAUACGCACAGUGAAAAGUUGAAUUUCAUCGGAUACUCCCAGGGCUCUGGGACGUUCUUUAUAAUGUGUUCAGAGAGACCUGGCUACUGUGAUAAAGUGAACGUAUUAAUCGGUCUCGCGCCGGCCGCGAGGCAGACGUACACAAAGUCGGUGAUAUACAGAAUCGCCUGUAUCACCAUAGCUGGAAUGGAAGGUAUGUUGAGAGCCGUCGGUUUCGAAGAGAUAUUUUCCAAGGGGCAGUUGAGUCAGGAACUUUUGGGCUUCAUUUGCCAAAUGAAAGCUCUAGCCGAGCCGCUGUGCGGGACCGGAGAGCAACUGUUCGAUUCCUUCCAUCCGGGCUCCAUCAGUAAUAGGACCCUUCGCGUCAUGUUUGGCCACUUCCCCGCGGGGACCUCCGUCCGCAACAUGGCCAGAUACGGACAGAGCAUGCUGACGGAUAAAUUUCAGAAGUUCGACUUCGGCGCCGAGAAGAACUCGCUGAUCUACGGCGAAGAACGGCCGCCGCAGUACAACAUGAAUCGCGUCACUGUACCUGUGGUCAUUAUGUACGGACUGAACGAUCACUUGGUAGACCCAAAAGACAUAGAUUGGUUGGUCGAGAACCUGCCUAACGUCCUGAGUGUGAAGCGAGUGGCGGACCCUCUUUGGAAUCACUUCGACGUUACGUACAGCCGGUAUACGGGGAAAAUGCUUUUUCCAGCCGUGCACAGGUAUCUGCUGAAGUUUAGUUCGUGA